AUGUCGAAUUUGACAAAACUCGAGAUUACUGCCCUUGAUAUUUCUGGAAGAAAUUAUAUGAGAUGGGCAGUAGCUGCAAGGAUGCAUUUAAAAGGAAAUGAGCUCCUUGAUACCAUCGAUAAAACAAAAACAACUCCUGAAGAGAAAAAGGCGAAAGCCAUGAUCUUUUUAUUCCACCAUAUCCAUGAUGGUUUAAAAGAUGAAUAUAUCACGAAAGAAGAUCCUGCAGAUCUUUGGCAAUCACUCCAAGAUAGGUUUGAUCACCAGAUAUAUGUGAUCUUACCAAAGGCUAGACAUGAGUGGUUGAACCUCCGGUUCCAGGACUAUAAGAGCGUUAGUGAGUAUAACUCCGCUCUAUUUGGAAUCACUUCCAGGAUAAUGUUAUGUGGAGAAAAUAUAAGUGAUCAUGAUAUGAUUGAGAAAACUCUCUCAACAUUUCAUCCUGGAAACGUAGUCCUGCAACAACAAUACCGGGCAAACGGAUACAAGAAGUAUUCGGAGUUAAUGCAAGUUCUCUUGGUGGCAGAACAAAAUAAUGAACUCGUGAUUUUAAACCAUCAAUCUCGUCCAACUGGAUCAGCUUCAUUCCCAGAAGUGAAUGUUGCAUCGUCAAGCCAUGAAAAUUGGCAAAGUGGACGUGGACGCGGUCGCGGAAAUGAUCGUGGUCGUGGAUGA
Molecule: messenger RNA, 675 nt
Organism: Eutrema salsugineum
Lineage: Eukaryota; Viridiplantae; Streptophyta; Magnoliopsida; Brassicales; Brassicaceae
Exons: 1
Coding region: 1-675 (224 amino acids)
Source: RefSeq, a predicted model, not a curated record